This is a messenger RNA of Aegilops tauschii subsp. strangulata, 669 nucleotides long. Lineage: Eukaryota; Viridiplantae; Streptophyta; Magnoliopsida; Poales; Poaceae. The record is from RefSeq and is a predicted model, not a curated record.
AUGGACGGCAUUGCUCCUGCCUCCGCCCCCGCCCCCGCCCCCGCUCCGGCUGGCCCCCCGUGGCAGCACGUCGGCAGGAGCCUCUCCGGCGCCGGCGCGACGGGCCUGACGGCCGCCGGCACGGUGCUCCUCUUCCUCUACCUCGCGGGGCGCUUCGUCUGGGUGUACAACAAGGAGGUGGCCGCCGCGAACGCGCCCAGCGCACGGGUCGACGCGGCCACCCCGGUCCGCGUCGUCGUCGUGGUCCCGCGGCCCCUCCGCGGCGCUGCGCCGCCGGUGUCGCAGCUCCCGGCGUUCGUGCGCGGCGAGGAGGGCCACCGGGGCGCGCCGGAGGAGUGCGCGGUGUGCCUCUCGGAGUUCGGGGAGCGGGAGGCCGGGCGGCGGCUGCCGGGGUGCGGCCACGGGUUCCACGAGGCGUGCAUCGCGGCGUGGCUCCGGCUCAGCUCGACGUGUCCCCUCUGCCGCGCCGCCGUGGCCUCGCCCGGAUUACCUAGCUUUAAAAGCGUUGGACAUAGAUCCUCUGAAUGGAGACUAUUGCUACAAGUCAUACCUGGAUGCAGACUUGUGAGAGCAAGAUCUGCUGUAGACAAAGUUCAUGUUGAUGUGAUAAACCUGAACUUGAAAGUUGUUGGUGACUUGAAAGAAUUUAGCCAGAUCGGGCUCGGCUAA